GCGAUAUCUUGGGUUUGACUUCACCUCACCCGGCCUAGGCGGAUUUAGCCCAUCACUGUACCUGACUAUGGCCGAUCCCAAGUAUGCGGACCUGCCCGGCAUUGCUAGGAAUGAACCUGAUGUCUAUGAAACAAGUGAUCUUCCUGAAGAUGAUCAAGCGGAGUUUGAUGCGGAAGAGCUAACUAGCACCAGUGUGGAACAUAUCAUAGUCAAUCCCAAUGCAGCCUAUGACAAAUUUAAGGACAAGAGAGUGGGCACCAAAGGACUAGACUUUUCCGAUCGUAUUGGCAAAUCCAAAAGAACUGGCUACGAGUCUGGAGACUAUGAAAUUUUAGGGGAAGGUCUGGGUGUGAAAGAGACUCCUCAGCAGAAAUACCAGCGUCUGCUGCAUGAAGUUCAGGAGCUGACUGCUGAAGUGGAGAAGAUCAAGAACACCGUGAAGGACUCCACGGCUGAGGAGAAGCUGACACCAGUUGCCCUUGCUAAGCAGGUGGCCGGGCUGAAGCAGCAACUGGUCUCCACCCACCUGGAGAAACUGCUGGGGCCAGAUGCGGCCAUCAACUUGACAGAUCCCGAUGGUGCUCUGGCCAAGCGCUUGCUCAUUCAACUGGAAGCAGCCAGGAGCACUAAAGCCACUCCUGCAAGUGGGAAGAGCCCUGCGAAAGCCCCGGCUGGCCCAGGAAACACAGUGACCUAUGAACUGCACUCCCGGCCUGAGCAGGACAAAUUCUCUCAGGCUGCCAAGAUUGUGGAACUGGAGAAGCGGUUGGCUGAGCUGGAAGCUACAGUUCGCUGUGAGCAGGAUGUGCAGAAUCCUCUGUCUGUUGGACUGCAGGGAGCUAGUCUUAUGGAAACCGUGGAGAUCCUUCAGGCCAAAGUCAACUCCUUAGAUGUCGCCUCCCUGGACCAGGUGGAGGCAAGACUACAGAGCGUCUUGGGGAAGGUGAAUGAGAUUGCCAAGCACAAGUCCACAGUGGAGGACGCAGAUACCCAAAGCAAGGUGCAUCAACUCUAUGAGAUAGUGCAGCGCUGGAGCCCUUUGGCCAGCACCCUUCCUGAGGUGGUGCAGCGCCUGGUCACUGUGCGGCAGCUGCAUGAACAAGCCAUGCAGUUUGGACAGCUCCUGACCCAUUUGGACACUACGCAGCAGAUGAUUGCUAAUUCCCUGAAGGACAAUGCUGCUCUGCUAACCCAGGUUCAGAAGACCAUGAAGGAGAAUCUUGCUGCUGUUGAAGACAAUUUUGCCAACAUCGACUCGCGGGUGCAGAAGCUUUCCAAGUGAAUCCCCUAAAUCUCAUCUACUAAGGCAGGGCACACCGGGUUCUCUGCCAUCCAAACAUGCACUAACCGCUCCGUCCCUUCCCUACCUCUGUACCUUUCCUUGUGCGCUCUUAGCGGGGGUUCGGCCUUCAUGCAGGCCGGUGGACUGAGUGCUUCUCUGUCCUUGUUACAGGGCAGAUGCGCUCGCUCCGCCCCUUCCCAUAUUUCGCUGCCCUUGCGAUAGCUGCAGAGGGCAGUGCUGCGUUCCAAGCUGGAAGGAGGGGCUGUGCUAGAGAGGGAACCCUCCUUUGCAUAUCCACCUGGGAAGGUGCACUCACUGUUUGGCCCAGAACGAGGAGCCUUUUAUUUGGAAAGGAGUCUUGAACUCCUCAGCCUGGCAUGGAGGUGGAUCGUAUCGUUGUAUAAUUAUUUACUGUCAUUAAACACUUAUGCUGUC
This is a messenger RNA of Elgaria multicarinata webbii, 1717 nucleotides long. RefSeq names its product dynactin subunit 2 (gene DCTN2). Gene Ontology annotation, biological process: mitotic spindle organization. Gene Ontology annotation, cellular component: centrosome; cytoplasm; dynactin complex. The transcript is spliced from 14 exons. The record is from RefSeq and is a predicted model, not a curated record. NCBI's taxonomy places the organism in Eukaryota, Metazoa, Chordata, Lepidosauria, Squamata, Anguidae. Bases 68 to 1282 code for a protein of 404 amino acids.